AGUCAGCAUUGUGUGUGCAGCACUGACCAUCUGUUGGAUUCCAGAGAAGAAUUAGCUGCAGCUGUUUUAACACAUGCAAAAUGAGAUAGUAUUUUCCUUAACUAAAUUGGAUCUUUUUCAUUCCUGGAGGCUGUUGUAAAUUCGUACAGCUUUCCUGAAACUGUUUUUAUCUCCUCCGAAUGCCAUCUGGCUUCCAUAAUGAUACUGCUUCUAUGGAUCGCUUUUGCUACUUGCACUGUUUGUGCUGAAGGCACCAAUGAAUAUUCUAGUCCACAGUACACUUUGUAUACCAUCUACGUUCUCGAGGAAGCUCCUCAGCGCCAUUAUGGAAAGGAGCCUUUGAUUAGCGAGAAGGAGGUUGAGGAAUGUUUCAAGGAGCACGCGAAUGUGUCAGAAAAAAGGCUGGCAUUGGAACAAAAGCUCGCUAAAGAAGGUAGAGUCAUAAAACCAGACGCAAAUUGCGCCGACAUCAGUAUCAUUCGAAGAAGGAGGACAGAUCCCCAUGUUCAUAUGCUUGAAUCGAAACAACUGAUAUUUGGAACAGUGACAGAUGUCCUGAUACAAAAGCAUAAUUUGUCUCCCAAAGACGUCUACGAGAAACUGCCGGAACAACCUCUGAAAGGUGACUACUGCACACACGCCAGGGAUGAAUGCGUCGCACCUACAACCGUCGGUCAGUGUGAUCCAAAUGCUCUUUACCGCAGGGCUGAUGGCACAUGCAACAACUUACAAAAUCCAGACUGGGGCUCAUCUGGUGUCUGUUUCAGAAGGCUUUUGCCUCCUAGUUACGUAGGUCAGUCCGGUUUUAGACAAUCUGUUCUUGGUGGACCUUUACCCCAACCAAGGGAUCUGUCGGUGAAUGUCCAUAACAAUCUCAACAGGCCCACCAAUUAUGUCAACCACCUGUACAUGUUCUUCGGACAGCUCCUAGAUCAUGAUAUCACUCAAGCUCCAAUUAGUACAACAGUCGACAAUCAAGCCAUCCAGUGCUGCCCACCAGCGAAUAAUACUCACCCGCAAUGUGCUCCUAUCAUCAUUCCUCCAAACGAUUACUUUUAUUCUCAGUUCGGAACCACCUGUAUGAAUUUCGUAAGAUCAGCCAUAUGUCCUACAUGUCGUCUGGGUCCUAGGCAGCAAAUCAAUCAAAUAACUGCUUUUAUUGAUGCAUCCUUUGUUUACGGUAACAGCGAAAAUGAAACAAGGACCUUAAGAACUCUCGAUGGGACUGGCCGACUACGUUCUGAAAGAUCGAGGUAUGGAGAUCUUUUGCCUUCGAGUCCUGAUCCACAAAAUGACUUCUGCAGCUUUCCGGAAACGAAUGAUAUCUGCUUUCAAGCUGGUGAUUCCAGAGCUAAUCAGCAUCCUCCUUUGACAUCUCUUCACACCAUCUUCAUGCGCGAACACAACCGUCUUGCUGACGGAUUGCGCAGAAUGAAUCCAUCGUGGGACGAUGAGAGGAUAUUUCAAGAAGCAAGGAGAAUCGUAGGAGCAGAAAUGCAAGUCAUCACCUACAAAGAAUACCUCCCUAUAACCCUGGGAAAUGAGAGAAUGACCUUCUUCAAGCUGUGGCCAUCUAAUGGUGGAACCACUAGAUAUGACAGUAGUUUGGACCCCAGUCUCUACGUGGAAUUUUCAGCUGCAGCAUUCCGCUUUGGCCAUUCUCUCAUCAACAGUCUCAUUGCGUACUCACCCUUGAAUGCUACCAAUGGCAGGAGGCUGCUCAGGGAUGGAUUCUUCCAACCUUUUGACUUGCGCCAGGGAAUCAUUGGCCCCCUCAUGAGUGGAAUCUCGAGUAGUCCAGCGCAAUGGUUUGACAGGAACUUAGUUCCGGAUGUAACGAAUUACCUGUACAGAAUUCGCGGAGAUCAAACUGGUCUCGAUUUGGCUUCCAUCAACAUUCAAAGAGGAAGAGAUCACGGAUUGCCUCCUUAUGUAGAUAUGGUACAUUUUUGCUCAGACAAUGCCUUCAGAAUUCAGCGUUUUGAUGAUUUAGUUAGAAACAAAGUCAUGACGUAUGAAAACAUGCAACUGCUGCAAAGGAAUUACAGGGAUGUAAGAGAUAUAGAUUUGUGGACUGGUGUCCUUAGUGAGAUUUACAAUGAUGGAGCCGUUGUUGGGCCAACAGCUACUUGCGUCAUUGGACUUCAAUUCAAUAGGCUUAAGUAUGGGGACAGAUUCUACUUCGAACAUAGGAAUCAAGCCGGGUCAUUCACUUACCAACAAAUGCAGGAGUUACGAAAAAUGACUUUAGCUAAAAUCAUCUGUUUGAACACUGAAGUGAAAACGAUGCCACUAAAUGCAAUGCUAUUCAAUGACAGAAACUCUGGAAAGGAAUCGAAUUGGGGGCACUUUUGGAGAAACUAUGGGAAGCCCAGCUUUAGAAGAAAGACUAAUCCUUUGAUAUACUGCAAUUAUGCAAAAGGUGUUGAUCUAUCUUACUGGAGAGAGUAAAAUGUUCAGAAAAUGCUGUUGGUAAAAUAAUUUGUAUUAAAAAAAUUUUGUAAUAAUUGAAAUAUUUCUCGGAUAAUUUGGAUUUGUAAAUUUUUAUGUAUUUGUAAAAUAAAAAAAUUUUUUUAACAAAAA
Messenger RNA from Argiope bruennichi, 2583 nucleotides. RefSeq names its product chorion peroxidase-like. The coding region runs from base 199 to 2451 and encodes 750 amino acids. Lineage: Eukaryota; Metazoa; Arthropoda; Arachnida; Araneae; Araneidae. The transcript has 15 exons. Gene Ontology annotation, molecular function: heme binding; peroxidase activity. The record is from RefSeq and is a predicted model, not a curated record. Gene Ontology annotation, biological process: response to oxidative stress.